AUGCAAAGAGAGAUGAUUAGACUCUUACUCUUACUCAUCUGCUUGAUCGGCCCCUGCCAUGGUCAAUUCCGUGGAGGGUCCCUCGCAUGGGAGGUGCUAGACUACGAGCAGAAUCUUGUUCGGUUCACGUUGAGAUCUUCAUGGAUCAGAUCUUCAGGCACAUUCGUCAAAGUUGUGAACGGGGUCGCCGUCCCCAUGGAUGGAUACCAGCCGGUGGUGGGAGAUGUGGUGAGAGUUCUGGGUCGACUGACCCCGAAGUUCUUGUUCGAGGAGUCAUUCGAGGAUUACUUGCACAUGACCGUUACCUACAACACGUAUCCGUUCGGUUCGAACCCUAACUCAGGUCAUUACGUAGGAAACUGGACCUUUCUAGGCACGAACUGGAUCGAGGGCACGAGUACCUGGGACAUCAAGGUCCCGUCCAAGGACAAGACGUAUGUCGCAGAACUGCAGGGUUGCUGUAGGGAUGUGCUCGCUGCAGACAGCAACGCUGUGUUGGCCCGCGGGGUUCACGAUCAAGCAGAGACUCCUUUUGUUCUGCGGACGACCGUGUCUCUGAACAAGAUCCCGCCCCCUCUGUCCUUCAUGCCGUUUUAUGCUCCUUUCUUCAUCGCCACCACGCAGGUCAACGCGGAGGUCUACCUCGAGCUUCCUUUUCUUGAUUACAACAGCUCCUUCAAGUCGGCACCGAGCACCUGGAACCAUGAGGACGAGGCGUGGGCUGCUAACGUGGAAACUGCCCUCAAAGAGGAGCAGGGAAAUCUGGUGCUGCAGCCUCCAGUCAUGAAGCAGUUUUCAAACAUCUUGCAGCAACCAGAUACAAUGAAUCUGAACACCCUCCCUCCGCUCAAUCCGCCCAAGCCAGUUGCAACCACUCUCAAAUUCACUGGAAUGAAUGUCAGGCUUCUCAGGAAUCCGUCUUCGGUUCUGACUCUGUUCCCGAGCAACGACUGCACUGGAACAAUUCGAGAGCAGAUCGUAGUUGGCAAGGACAUUUGCCCAGGAGGGCCCAUUCAGAAUUUCAGCCAGACUGGUGUUGGUAUCAGGGAGAGCUUGCAAUCCAUCCUUGUUCCUAGCGGGCUUUCCUUUGCCCUUGUUGACGCAUGUGAGUUCUCAGAGACUCCUGCCUGGGUCUUGAGUUCGGACAAUCCCUUCUACUUCGGCGAUGUGCUUCAGACCUGUAACAACAUGGAUGGGACGCAAUCGUGCUGCACUGUCACGUCGUCGGUGGCUUCAAAGCUGAAAGGUUUCAGGGUCGUGGACAGCACUUCCAAGACUGCGCCUUCUAUCAACAACAUGGUCCAGAUCCAAUACACCCAGGUUAACGGGCGGUAUGUCAUCAAGCUGCAGCCGAAGAAUUUGGCGGCUGGCCGCUACCCCAUCACUUGUACCAUAGCAUCGGAGGGCUCCACCAUCACAACCGUGGAGUUCGUUCUCGCUGUAUUCCAGAAGCAGCCGAACAACUAUUUUGGGCAACAAUCGACGAUGAAUUAUCCACAGGAGUUUGUGACAUCCACUGGCUUUUCGUUCAACGCUAGUUGGAUUCUCAACUCAGAGAAAAAAUUCACUGUUUUCGACAACAUCGAAGCCUCGACUUGGGGCAGCAACCGUCCAGUAUCAGCUUGGACGCUCCAGGGAUCGAACUCGAUAUGGAUCCUCCAGUGGCCAUCAAGUCCGUGCGUACAGAGCACCGGAAUGUUCUUCUACUGCUUCACUGCGGUCAUGCAGACAGACAGCCACGAUUGGGAGAACCUGAAAUGUUCCCUGAUCCGUGUGGUAGUGGACCUCGCUCCAAGAAUCUCUGUCUUCGAAUCCUCUCGUCCCGAUGUAGACGCCAACAUGUACAGUGUUUAUAUGGGCGAUCGACUUGAGCUGGUGGUCAAGGCUGCUGACAACCCCCAAGACAUGGUGGAGGUACUCGGUCUGACGAAGCUCGAUGUCAACACGGGAGAUCGCUUCAGAGGGCGGAUCCGGUACGAGUCGGAGCGCGUGGAUUUGGUCGGCGGAAGGAUGUCCCUCUACUAUCCGAUCCCAGGGUUCACCGCCUCCAUCCCAAAGCUGACGGAGAUUCAGCCGCAUCCCUUCAUGUCACUGAGCAUCGGCGGGCCAAGGAAUCUCACGCAGGCGCUGCUGGUACCUUAUGAGAGGGAGCGUGUCGUUUCUUUCGUGCCUACUCGCCUCCACUCAGGGCUCAAUUUCUCCAUGUGCUUCCUUGCGAUAGACACGAGGGGCCUUUGCAGACCGUACGGGUCGGGCAGCCAGCGUUGCAUCCAGAUCCAUGUCCCCAAGUGCAAGUAUCUGCUCAGCCAGGGAAGCGACCUAACAAGGGUCGCUGGCUUGUUCCGCACCAACUGGUUUCAGCUGUUUGCUCUGAACCCCUUGUUCACGACCCCCGAAACAGCGCUUGCCACUGACUACGUGGUCAUUGAUAUUGGCAAGCACUACACGAUCUCUCCUGGAGAAACGCUUGCUGGAGUCGCGGAGUUGAUGGGAACGGAUCUGCAGAGCAUGCAGUUCUUCAACACUGAGCUCGCGCCCCAGCGGGAGCCUGGAUGGAUGCUCGAGGUCGUCCCGGGCAUGCAGAUUUGCGUGUUGCCCGACUCCUGCAAGUCCAACGUGUAG
This is a messenger RNA of Guillardia theta CCMP2712, 2622 nucleotides long. RefSeq lists its product as hypothetical. The transcript is spliced from 8 exons. The coding region runs from base 1 to 2622 and encodes 873 amino acids. Lineage: Eukaryota; Cryptophyceae; Pyrenomonadales; Geminigeraceae. The record is from RefSeq and is a predicted model, not a curated record.